GGGUUUCUUCCCUUCGUUGUUGCGCCGUCCCCUCCGCUACCCCGCACUCCACCUCCGAAGCUAUCGUCUCCGGCGGCAGAAGCGGCAGCGGCGAGAUGGUGAAGGGGCGCACGGGGCAGCGCGUCAGGCUCUACGUCCGGGGCACCAUCCUCGGAUACAAGAGGUCCAAGUCGAACCAGUACGAGACCACGUCGCUGGUGCAGAUCGAGGGGGUGAACACCAAGGAGGACGUCGCGUGGUACGCCGGGAAGCGCAUGGCGUACAUCUACAAGGCCAAGACCAAGAGCAACGACACCCACUACCGCUGCAUCUGGGGCAAGGUCACCCGCCCACACGGCAACUCCGGCGUCGUCCGCGCCAAGUUCAAGUCCAACCUGCCGCCGGAAUCCAUGGGGCGCAAGGUCAGGGUCUUCAUGUACCCCAGCAGCAUCUAAAAGAUAAUUUCAAGGUGUGGACGAUCGUGCUUAUCUGUUAGGUUUUAUCUUGAGCUAAAAAGUUCCUUGUAAGGGGUCUGUUCAGGUUGAGAGUUAGCAACUUGAAUUGUCUAUUUGAGAACCCUUCGAAAGUUCUCCCUGGUUUUGGUGUUGUGGACCACUUAAAUCAUUAUAUGGAGUUGAAGUUAGAACUGAAAAGUAACUUGUCAUAUUUUGUUCGUUGCCCA
Messenger RNA from Setaria italica (foxtail millet), 661 nucleotides. RefSeq names its product 60S ribosomal protein L35a-1. Bases 96 to 434 code for a protein of 112 amino acids. Gene Ontology annotation, biological process: cytoplasmic translation; ribosomal large subunit biogenesis. The record is from RefSeq and is a predicted model, not a curated record. Gene Ontology annotation, cellular component: cytosolic large ribosomal subunit; ribosome. The transcript has 4 exons. NCBI's taxonomy places the organism in Eukaryota, Viridiplantae, Streptophyta, Magnoliopsida, Poales, Poaceae. Gene Ontology annotation, molecular function: structural constituent of ribosome.